Messenger RNA from Brassica napus (rape), 3733 nucleotides. RefSeq names its product disease resistance protein TAO1-like. Gene Ontology annotation, molecular function: ADP binding; protein binding; ATP hydrolysis activity. Gene Ontology annotation, biological process: defense response; signal transduction. The record is from RefSeq and is a predicted model, not a curated record. The transcript has 5 exons. Bases 365 to 3688 code for a protein of 1107 amino acids. NCBI's taxonomy places the organism in Eukaryota, Viridiplantae, Streptophyta, Magnoliopsida, Brassicales, Brassicaceae.
AUAACAAAGAUUUCGAAGUCGUGGUCUUAUUAUUACACUAUGAAUCUUUAUAUAUACCUCUGAUUGUAAUAGGGAGAAUAUAGAUAAAUGGUGAUAAAAUAAUCACUAUUACAAGAAUUCACUCCAAAAAGAAUCAAUAUUCAAGAAUUUUGGCAGGCCUGCAUGUUAGGUAGAUCCACUGACUUUGUUGGCCAACAAAAUAUCGCGUGGAAAAGUGAUAAUGUUUCCACGAAGCUAGCUUUCUUUCCUUUUCAGUCAAUGGGAUCAACAGUUCCGUUUUGGUAUAUACAAAGAGUCUCUUUGUUUGGUAAUCUUCCUCCUCACUAGAAAUCUCUACGAUCUUGAUACUCUCUUCUUCAUACUAAUGGAUUAUUAUUUUUCCUUUACCAAUCUUGUUGCUGCUGCAAUCUGCUUCUUGGUGCUUUUGGGUACAAUUUUUUUCUAUAUGAAAUCAAGAUCCCAUCAAAGAAACCAAACAGCUGCUUCGUCUUUAACUCUUUUGGCUCCUCCGUCUUCUUUGCCACACAACUCGAAGCACCAUGUCUUCCCGAGCUUCCACGGGGCAGAUGUACGCAAAACCUUCCUUAGCCACGUUCUCAAGGAGUUCAGGAGCAAAGGAAUCGACCUAUUCAUUGACAAAGAUAUAGAGAGAAGUAAGUCAAUCGGUCCUGCCCUUAUAGAAGCUAUUAGAGGAUCGAGGAUUGCUAUUGUCUUGCUCUCGGAGAACUAUGCUUCGUCUACAUGGUGCUUGAACGAGCUGGUGGAGAUCAUCAAGUGCAGACAAGAGUUUGGUCAAACAGUUAUGCCCAUUUUCUAUCAAGUGAAUCCAACUGAUAUAAAGAAGCAGAAGGGAUAUUUUGGGAAGGUCUUCAGAAAAACUUGUAAAGGAAAAAGAAAGGAGGAGAUCCAAAGAUGGAAACAUGCUUUAACCCAAGUGGCUCAAAUCGAAGGUUACCAUUCAAAAAACUGGGAAACUGAAGCAGAAAUGAUUGACGAUAUUGCCACUGAUGUUUCAAACAAGUUGAACAAUUCUGCACCGUCAAGUGACUUCGACGGCUUAGUUGGGAUAGAAUCUCAUAUGACAAAAAUGGGACCAUUGUUACAACUAGAUUCGGACGAGGUGAGAAAAAUAGGGAUAUUGGGCCCACCUGGGAUUGGUAAGACCACCAUCGCUAGAUGUCUAUUCAACCAACACUCGCGAGAUUUUCAAUUGAGUGUCUUUAUGGAUAAUAUCAAAAGAAAGUAUGUGAGACUAGCUUGUUCCGAUGACUACAAUGUGAAGUUGGAUUUGCAGAAGCAGUUUAUGUCUCAGCUAACCAAUGAACCGUGUAUCAGGAUUCCACAUUUGGGAGUUGCCAAAGACAGGUUGAAAGACAAGAAAGUUCUUGUCGUCCUUGAUGAUGUGGAUCAUUUAGUACAACUGGAAGCCAUGGCGAAUGAAACUAGUUGGUUUGGUCCGGGAAGUCGAAUUAUCAUCACAACACAAGAUCAAAAGGUUUUAAACGCAAGUGGGAUCGACCAUAUAUACAGGGUGGAUUUACCAUCAUAUGAUGAGGCUCUUCAGAUAUUCUGCAUGUAUGCUUUUGGGCAUAACUACCCCAAGGAUGGUUUUGAGACGCUUGCUUGUCAAGUUAGAAAUCUUGUAGGUAGACUUCCGUUGGGGCUAAGGGUUAUGGGCUCCUAUUUUCGGGGAAUGUCUGAGCAAAAUUGGACAGAAGCCCUGCCAAGGUUAAGGUCUCACCUUGACAGAGAUGGAGAAAUUGCUAACAUUUUAAAGUUUAGUUAUGAUGCUUUGUGUAGUGAAGAUAAAAGUUUAUUUCUUCAUGUAGCAUGCCUUUUCGAUUAUGAUGAAGUUGAUACAGUGGAAGCUUGUCUAGCAAGUUGUUUUUUGAAUGUGAAACAAGGGCUUCGUGUCUUAGCUGAAAAAUCUCUUAUAUCUAUCGAAUCAAGAUGGAUAAAGAUGUCUGAGUUGCUAGUCCAACUAGGAAGAAAAAUUGUGCGAGAACAAUAUGUUAGCGAGCCUUGGAAACGCCAGUUUUUGAAUGAAGCAAUUGAUAUUGGUGAAGUACUUAGUGAUGAUAAAGCAGAUAGCAGAAGUGUCAUAGGAAUCAAUCUUAAUGAGGAAAUAACAUCAUGUACAAGUGAAAGAGCCUUUGAAAGAUUGUCUAAUCUUCAAUUCUUAAGAAUCCGAAGCUAUCGCACUAAUCUGCGUAGUAUAGACUACGUAUCCCGAAAACUUAAAUUACUAAUUUGGCCGAUUGCUGAGCAGCUACCACGGCCGAUGUUCCCAAUGACAUGUUUUCCUUAUAGUUUUAACCCAAAUUUCCUAGUCAAACUAGAGAUGCCAUUUAGUAAGCUUGAGAAAUUGUGGGAAGAAAAUAAACCGCUCAGCAAUCUCAAGUGGAUGGAUUUGACAAAUUCAAGCAAUUUGAAAGAGCUUCCUAAUCUCUCAACGGCCACUAAUCUCCAAGAAUUGGAUCUCAGCUAUUGUUCAAGGCUGGAAGAGCUUCCUGAUCUCUCAACUGCCACUAAUCUCCAAAAAUUGGAACUCAGACAUUGCUCAAGUCUGGUUGAGCUCCCUUACUCUAUUGGGAAUGCAGUUAAUCUCAGAGAAUUGGAUCUCAAUAAUUGCUCAAGUCUGGUGAAGCUCCCUUCCUCUAUUGGGAAUGCAGUUAAUCUCAAAGAAAUGAAUCUCAGUCAUUGCUCAAAUCUGGUGGAGAUCCCUUCUUCUAUUGGGAAUGCAGUUAAUCUCAGAGAAUUGGAUCUCAAUAAUUGCUCAAGUCUGGUGAAGCUCCCUUCCUCUAUUGGGAAUGCAGUUAAUCUCAAAGAAAUGAAUCUCAGUCAUUGUUCAAGUCUGGUGGAGCUCCCUUCAUCUAUGAGAAACCUUGGUAGAUUGUCGGAAUUGAAAUUAAAGGAAUGCUCGAAGUUAGAGGUUGUUCUGACCAACAUCAACUUGGAAUCUCUGAAAGAACUCAAUCUCUCAGGUUGCUCAUUGUUAAAGAUUUAUCAUGAGAGUUCCACGGACAUUCAGGAGCUUGAUCCAUGGCUUUGGAGAAAAUCUUGUCUACAGUUUCUUGCACUAAGAGGAAUGAAGAAGCUGGUAUCGCUCCUACCGCUUCCGGAUUCGCUAUUGGAACUCGAUGCAGAAGAUUGCGAGUCCCUGGAGAGACUAGAUUGCUUGUUUCCCAAUCCAAAUAUUCGUCUCAAUUUCCUUAACUGCUUCAAACUGAAUCAAGAAGCAAGAGAUCUCAUCAUCCGGACGCCAACUAAUCAAUAUGCGGUCUUUCCCGCUGGAGAAGUGCCUAUGUGCUUCACUUACCGAUCUUAUGGGAGUUCUGUAACUGUGAAUUUGAAUCAAAAUCCUCUUGGGACAUCAACCAAAUUCAAGGCUUGUUUCAUUUGUGCUGUUGAGGACGAAGAGGACUUUCAAAAUUCGGAAUCUGUCUUUUGUAGCAUCACUUCCGGAGGGAUUGCUCUCACUGCUUUUUUCAAAAUAUUACAUAGAUUUUCGCCGGGGCAUCUGUACACAUUCGAUGUUGAGGUUGAAACAGAGGAGGUCACUUCCACCGAGCUUGUUUUUGAGUUCGACCUUGGCUAUUCAGAUACGAACGUAAAGAUAAAAGAAUGCGGGAUAUUCCAACUUCUGGAGGUCCCUCUAUUGAGCUUCAGAGAUGGCGAUGAGGAUUAGGAGUCUUUAGACAUUGAGAAGAGACUAUUUACUUUGUGAUUACUU